This is a messenger RNA of Falco peregrinus (peregrine falcon), 1071 nucleotides long. RefSeq names its product CCCTC-binding factor like (gene CTCFL). The record is from RefSeq and is a predicted model, not a curated record. NCBI's taxonomy places the organism in Eukaryota, Metazoa, Chordata, Aves, Falconiformes, Falconidae. Gene Ontology annotation, biological process: regulation of transcription by RNA polymerase II. Gene Ontology annotation, molecular function: DNA-binding transcription factor activity; RNA polymerase II cis-regulatory region sequence-specific DNA binding.
AUGCUAUCAGGAGGACGUUUCUGUUUUGGAGGAGAAAAAGCAGUUUUCAGCUGUGGUUUGUGCGCAUUCACCUCACUUAGAAUAUCAAGUCUUAAUUGUCAUGUGAAAACCCAUUCUGAUGAGAAACGUCAUGCAUGUCACCUCUGCCUUAAGCCUUUUUGUACAGCUUCUCUCCUGUAUAACCACGUGAAUGUACAUACAGGGACCAGAACCUAUAAAUGCAGUGCCUGUGACAUAGCGUUUGUGACCAGUGUUGAGCUUUCAUGGCACAGGCGUUACAAGCAUGCUUUAGAAAAUCCUUUCAAGUUAGUGUGUAAAUACUCUAGUGUAGAAGCAAGCAAAAUGAAACUACAUAUUUGCUCACAUACAGGAGAGUGUUCUUAUGCUUGUGACCUUUGCAGUUAUGCUAACAAAGAUGCAUAUAAACUGAAACGGCACAUGAUAACUCAUUCAGGUAGGACUCCCUAUGAAUGUUACGUUUGCCAGGACAAAUUCACUCAGAGUGGUACCAUGAAAAUCCAUAUGUUACAAAAGCAUGGCAAAAAUACGCCAAAAUACCAGUGUCCACAUUGUAGUACUUUUAUUGCGCAAAAAAGUGACCUGGGUGUCCACUUGCGAAAUCUGCAUUCCUACAUGGCAGUGGCAAUUAAAUACGGUUACUGUGAAGCUGUUUUUCAUGAGCGCUCUGCUCUUAUUCAGCACAAGAAGACUCAUAGAAAUGAGAAAAUAUUCAAAUGUAAGCAGUGUAGUUAUAUUUGUUUGCAAGAACGCCUAAUUUUACAUAAAUAAACCCAUACUGGUGAGAAGCUCUUCAUGAGCUGCAGCAAAAGCUUUCGACGGAAGCAGCUUCUCACUCUUCACUGGAAGAAGCACCAUGAUUCUAAUAUUAAGCCUACAGUUUAUGAGCACCUGAAAUAUGGUGAGGGCUACUCACUCUGGAAUAAUAUGCAUAAGCAUACUGAAAAUUGUGGGUUGGUGAGGGCAAAAACUGCUACACCCAGAAAAAGAAGCAAGGACAAAAAUGAAACCCAUGAGAACCUAAAGUGUGUUAAGCAAGAAAGUAAUCAGUGA